Anguilla anguilla (European eel) is the source of this 2906-nucleotide messenger RNA. RefSeq names its product taxilin beta a (gene txlnba). Lineage: Eukaryota; Metazoa; Chordata; Actinopteri; Anguilliformes; Anguillidae. The record is from RefSeq and is a predicted model, not a curated record. The coding region runs from base 120 to 1772 and encodes 550 amino acids. Gene Ontology annotation, molecular function: syntaxin binding. The transcript has 10 exons.
UCCAUGGGGUUAUUUUUGGGGAGGGCCCUGCCGAUCACAGCUGUUGUUUCUGGCAUCAGGUUCUCAGACCCUCUUCACUUCCCUCUAUCUUCCCUGCUGGUCCUGAGACAUCAGUAAACAUGGACGGCAACAUACAUUCAGAGGUCAGCACCGAGCCGGAAGGCCAGCCCGGCAACACCGAGGAUCAGUACGACGACCCGUCCGAGGAUUUCAGCCGGAAGCUGGAGGACAUCAUCAACACGUACGGGCCGGCGGCCAGCCUGAUCGAGCAGCAGGUCGCGCUCCCUGAGCCCGAGGAGGCGGACAGGGCCGAGGAAGACGCAAACGGGGAGCAGGGCGAGGAGGCCACGCCCGCCAAAGACGCCGGCGCCGGCAAGGACCCGAAACUGGAGAAGAAGAUGCUGAAAGGCUUGGGAAAAGAGGCCACACAGCUAAUGCAAAAUUUGAACAAGCUCAGCACUCCAGAAGAGAAACUAGAAGCGCUGUUCAAGAAGUAUGCAGAACUACUGGAGGAGCGCAGGGCAGAGCAGAAGCAGCUCAAGCUGGUGCAGAAGAGGCAGGCCCAGGUCCUGAAGGACAGGGAGCACCUGCGGAGCGAGCACAGCCGAGCCGUGCUGGCUCGCAGCAAGCUGGAGGAGCUGUGCAGGGAACUGCAGCGGCACAACAAGAACCUCAAGGAGGAGUGUCUGCAAAGGUGCCGUGAGGACGAGCUGAAGCGCAAGGAGAUCACCACCCACUUCCAGUCCACGCUGACGGACAUCCAGGCCCAGAUCGAGCAGCACAGCAACCGCAACACCAAGCUGUGCCAGGAGAACGGAGCCAUGGCCGAGAGGCUGCAGGCCAUCAUCAACCAGUACGAGCAGAGGGAGGAGAGUCUGGAGAAAAUCUUGAAACACCGCGACCUCCAGCAGAAACUAGCGGACGCUAAGCUCGAGCAGGCCAACCUGCUCCUGAACGAAGCUGAGGAGAAACACAAGCGAGAGAAGGAAUACUUACUGACACAGGCCGCUGAAUGGAAACUGCAGGCUAAAGUCCUGAAAGAGCAGGAGACAUUGAUGCAGGCCCAGCUCGUCCUGUACUCACAGAAGUUUGACGAGUUCCAGACCACGCUGGCUAAAAGCAACGACGUGUACGCCGCUUUCAAGCAAGAGAUGGAGAAGAUGACACAGAAGAUGAAGAAGAUGGAUAAAGAUUCGAAUACCUGGAGGACACGCUUUGAAAGCUGCAACAAGGCACUGAUGGAUAUGGUGGAAGAUAGAGCGGCGAAAGAUAAGGAGUUUGAGCUCUUCACCCUCAAGAUUCUGAAGCUGGAGAAGCUGUGCCGGGCGCUGCAGGAAGAGAGGAAGGGCCUCUACAAGAAGAUCCAGGAGAUCAAGCAGUCGAGAGCCGAGGUCGCCCCCACGGAGGAGCAGAACGCACAGGAGGGCUCUGCCCCUGCCCCCGCCCCCGCCCCCGACUCCGCCCUCGACCUACCCCCGGAAGAGCUUUUCCUGACCGAAGAGAUGACUCGUCUCAGCGCGGAGCAAGCCCGUCUGCAGGAAUUCGCCAACUCCCUCCUGUCCUCCUCCCUGUCGGAGGAGCGGGAUGAGGAGGAGUCUGCGGAGCCCGCGGGGGUCGAGCAGGCCUCCUCGACGGCGGAGCCGAAAGCCAGCACCGCCCCGGCCCCGCCCUCCUCCCAGCAGCUCACUUCCGCUGAGGAGAAGACCCAGGAGAAGAGCGAUGGCGAUGGGACUGCGGUCGUCACAAGUAAAUUAUCACCAGAAAUGUUCUAGCUGUUCUAAAUGUUCUACAAGUGCCUUCCCACAGUUUGAAAAUUGAAUUCAGUUUGUUAGUCUGUAUUUGUGAAUUUUAAGGUGUGGUGUACACUUUAAGCAUCUUUUUAAUUGCGUACCAGCUGGCUGCCAAAAGAUAUUUUAAUUGUUUUGUACGGUAUGCUGGAAUAAAUCCAAACCAUGAAUGUCAAGUUGAUUAAACGGCCAAGACCCUAUGCAAUACCUAACAAUUAAGACAAGUUUCCUUUUACACAAGAAUCGUAUGCAAAUAACUGUGUUUCUCCCUAAUCCCUUUGUCCUGUCAGUGGCAUUCUUUAGUACAAAUGAUCACCGAUGCCCACAGUUUUCUAGUUUUUUUCUAGGACAGCAACAUUUUCAUAACGCCUGAAAAUGACAGAGGUUUACGUGAGUGCGUUUACUCCCUUUGUUAUGAAAUUUAAAUAAAUGCAGGCCUCUACUGUAACAUCGGAGUUAGCCAUUUCAAUCAGGCCACGUGACCCUUCUUUCUUGCCCUUGCUUAAAGAUUUUUUUUUCCCCGUGAAAGUGUUUCCAUGGCAACACACUUCCAAAAAAGAAAAGAGACGAGAAGAGAGAAAAGAAUCAAGCUCAUUCUGUCUGGGAAAGCAAUCUGUAUGUGACAGCCUUCAUCCAGAGAGCUGGUGGGGGGGGGGGGGGGGGAGAUGCGCGGACCCUCUCCUGCAGCAUGAUUUCUGCGGAAGAACAGCAGCCUUACGCAAACUCGGCGAGCGCGCACCAAGGGCACCUCACAGGACGUCAGGGACUCUCGGUCGCCAUGGCAACCCCCAGAGCAGGCCCAGCCGGGGCAUCUUCGCAUUUGCAUGUUAGGUGUUUUUUUUUUCUUUUUCUUCUUCUUCUUCUGUUUCUUCUUUCUUUGUCUUCUUCUUCUUCUUUUAAUGUUAUUGUGUGUUGCCUGACAUCACAACACAAAAGAAUUAACAUGCAGAACCUGAAGGGGAAGGAGGAAUAGAGUACGGACAUUGGUCGCACUGGGGGAAAAAAAGUGCCAGAGGCAUGUUAUCUCCAGGGUUUUCAAAUGCUUAUAGUGUAAUUAUCGUGUCAUCUAUCAUUUAACAUUGUCCAGUCCAUUGCUUUAAUAAACUAUAUUAACUUUGA